UCCCAGCAGCAGCAGCAGCCACAUAACCAGCUUUUAAAAGACAUUCCAGGAUUUGUCAAGAUUGUAGAAGUUGGUCCGAGGGAUGGACUGCAGAAUGAGAAGCACAUUGUUCCUACUGCUGUCAAGGUUCAGUUGAUUCAAAUGCUCGUUUCUUCUGGCUUUCCUAUUGUCGAGCCUACAAGUUUCGUCUCCCCAAAAUGGGUUCCUAAGCUGGCAGAUACAAAAGAUGUAAUGGAUGCUAUUCGAAAUAUUGAAGGUGCUAGAUUUCCCGUCCUGACCCCUAAUCUUAAAGGAUUUGAGGCAGCUAUUGCUUCUGGUGCAAAAGAAGUUGUCAUAUUUGCCUCGGCUUCUGAAUCUUUUUCAAAAUCAAAUAUAAACUGUAGUAUUGAAGAUAGUCUCGUUUGUUAUGGUGAAGUUGCUAUUGCUGCCAGAAAGCUUUUAAUUCCUGUUCGUGGGUACUCCAGUCCAGUGAUUGUGAUGUGUCAUUCCACCACUGACACACUUGCUGUCCAUUUUCAUGACACGUAUGGGCAAGCUCUUUCAAACAUACUAGCGUCACUCCAGAUAGGAAUCAGCACAGUGGAUUCAUCACUAUCAGGUCUUGGGGGUUGUCCGUAUGCUAAAGGAGCUUCCGGAAAUGUUGCCACGGAAGAUGCUGUGUACAUGCUUAAUGGACUUGGACUGAAGACCCAUGUAGAUCUUAAAAAGUUCAUGUUGGCUGGGGACUUUAUCUGCAAGCACCUGGGGCGCUCAUCUGGUUCAAAGACAACAGUUGCCUUGAGUAAAGUCACAGCUCCUGCCUCUAAGCUAUGAGGUACCACCACUAGAUUGUGUAAGUCGGUCUGUGUGCGCGCCAAAUUCGAUACCUGAAGUCAAGAAGGCAGUCCUUUUAAGAUGUUCUGCAUUGGUGCAUUGGGAAAAUACAAGUACAUUGAUGCCAUGCACAAUUGUUGUGAAUUAAAUUACAGAAUCAAAGGGGACUAGAUGGAGACUGACUUUCAAGAAGUGACAACGGAUGUUUCUUUUC
This is a messenger RNA of Pyrus x bretschneideri (Chinese white pear), 1027 nucleotides long. RefSeq names its product hydroxymethylglutaryl-CoA lyase, mitochondrial-like. The record is from RefSeq and is a predicted model, not a curated record. The transcript has 7 exons. Gene Ontology annotation, molecular function: hydroxymethylglutaryl-CoA lyase activity. Lineage: Eukaryota; Viridiplantae; Streptophyta; Magnoliopsida; Rosales; Rosaceae. The annotation marks the transcript as partial. Gene Ontology annotation, biological process: ketone body biosynthetic process; L-leucine catabolic process.